CUUGAGCAUGUUUCGCGGGAGCAAUUCAGCCAAUCCACAAGGGUUCUCGCUCUCAUCCCUAUCCCUGUCAGGAUGGAUCCAGCUCAUCAGGAGUCCAGACAAGGGUGCGAACCCACCGUUCCUCGCGAUGAUGGUGACAUCGGAGCAAGAACACACACAUUUGGCCUUCGGCAGUUCUGACCCAGUCGUCAGGGCCUUGAGAGCUCAGAAAAGAGCCCAUGCGACUUAAGACCCUUAGUUGCUGACGUCGCCAUGAACCCUGAUGGGUGACAUUCGGUCUCCGAGCGAGCUUCCUUCUUGCUUGCCCCCUUUUCUCGCUUCUUUUGAGCUAGAGAGUGGACAGGCUGAGAUCAUUCCCUCCUUCGAUCACUUGGAUGACUGACAACCUUUGUACUUUUUCGAAAUGACCGCAAAGGAUGAUUCAGUGAGUGGGAUACUCACCCAGUCGUCUCCAAAUGUAUCGACGCCGAGUCAAAGUCAUCAGAGUAUGGGAUCAGAGGCGGUCAACAGCUCCGAGGAUGAGAAAUCCAAGUACGGUUUCAACGAGCAGACCAAUUAUGUCCGCCCCCGAACCAUCGUCACGAUAUUUCUGGCUUGCGCAAGCGUGGACCUUGUUGCUCUUAUGGACCAGACCACACUGGCAGCUAGCUUGAACAUCAUUGGGAACGCCCUCAACGCCAGCAACCAAACGGCUUGGAUUGCCAGUGGAUAUUUCAUAACAUCCACGGUGGGCCAGCUUCUCUAUGGACGGCUAUCGGACAUUUGGUCCCGUAAAGUAAUUCUUCUCAUUGGUUUGGUGGUCUUCUUCACCGGAUCUCUGGCCUCUUCAGUCGCAAACUCGGGUACCCAAUUGAUCAUCUUCCGAGCCUGGACGGGUAUCGGAGGGGGCGGGCUCAUGACCGUCGCACAGAUGAUUGUGAGUGAUGUGGUGCCGCUCAGGGAAAGGGGCAAGUACCAGGGCAUAUUGGGUGCAGUUGUCGCCAUAGCAAAUGGCAUCGGACCUGUUGUUGGUGGUGCGCUGGCCUCGCAGUCUCAGGACUCGUGGAGAUGGAUUUUCCGCCUGAACAUGCCACUUACGCUUCUUUGCACGCUCUGCGUCAUCUUUUUUAUGCCGCUCAGGAAGGUCGAAGGGAACUGGAGAGUCAAGCUGAAGGCCGUUGAUUUCGUCGGAAGUUUCCUUGCCCUGGCGGGAACUACUGUGCUCAUGCUGGGAUUGACUUGGGGCGGCGCAGAUCACCCUUGGAACUCGGCUCACGUCAUUGCCACCCUCGUUGUUGGGUUCUUUGUGUGUGCAGGCUUCGUCUUAUGGCAGUGGAAAGGCGCCAGGUUUCCGCUGGUUCCAUUACACAUUUUCAAGUCCAAGAUUGUGAAUGGUGCCUGCAUCACCAUGGCAAUCAACGGAUGGAACUUCGUCGUUCAAGUCUACUACAUCCCCGCCUUCUACCAACUCGCCUAUGGGUACUCGGCAACCAAGGCCGGCGCAAUGCUGCUUCCCAUAACCCUUACCCAAACCUUGUUCAGCACGUUAUCUGGACUGGUGGUGCAUAAGAUCGGGCGCUACCGAGAGUGCAUCUUGUUGGGCUGGGUAAUGUGGGCUGUUGGCGUCGGUCUGUUGUCGACUCUCGACGAGAGCUCCGGCGUGGGCAAACAGGUGGGUUACUCAUUGCUCGUGGGUGCUGGGGUUGGAAACACACUUCAACCGGCUUUGAUAGCGAUUCAAGCCGGGGUGAGCCGAAGAGACAUGGCCGUGGUCACGUCUUUCCGCAACUUCAUACGGAACUUUGGAAGCACUAUUGGUCUCGCGAUUUCCGGUACGCUUAUCAACAACAUUCUUGCGGGCAGUAUAGCAACUCUUGGGUUGGACGACGAAGACUCGAGGAAGCUGCUUGCGAACCCUCAGCAUGUUCUCUCCACGCUCUCGCCGACGGAGUCAGAUAGGCUGCGCGCCGCGAUCCUGCCAGGAUACAGGAGAGCAUUCCGAAUCAUCUUCCUCGUCAUGUCGGGACUUGCCGCAGUGGCCUUUUUUGUGGCAUUCUUAAUGAUGCCCCAAGUAGAGCUGAGCAGACCUGACGAUGCGAAGUUGAAGGAGGAUGCUCAGGAAAAGAAGGACGAGGCCAGCCAUGAAUCUUCAUGAACGGUACUUUCGGUCCGGAUAGCAUGACUGUAUGUAAAGCAGAAUGUAAAUUCCAAGGUAAUGGCCUGAUUUGUUGAGUCUGCUGAACAUGUUUUGGAUAAGACGGUGCGCUGAACAAUUUCAACCGGCUUGGUUCAGUUAACAGAAACGGUAAGAUGCCGAUGGGCACACGUUUCAAGAUCAUCACGAGUGAAAAGCCAUGAU
Messenger RNA from Colletotrichum destructivum, 2338 nucleotides. RefSeq names its product Putative major facilitator superfamily, MFS transporter superfamily. Gene Ontology annotation, cellular component: plasma membrane. Gene Ontology annotation, molecular function: transmembrane transporter activity. NCBI's taxonomy places the organism in Eukaryota, Fungi, Ascomycota, Sordariomycetes, Glomerellales, Glomerellaceae. Gene Ontology annotation, biological process: transmembrane transport. The transcript is spliced from 9 exons. The record is from RefSeq and is a predicted model, not a curated record. Bases 404 to 2134 code for a protein of 576 amino acids.